This is a messenger RNA of Cercospora beticola, 2738 nucleotides long. RefSeq names its product snoRNA-binding rRNA-processing protein NOP14 (gene NOP14). Lineage: Eukaryota; Fungi; Ascomycota; Dothideomycetes; Mycosphaerellales; Mycosphaerellaceae. Gene Ontology annotation, biological process: maturation of SSU-rRNA. Gene Ontology annotation, cellular component: Noc4p-Nop14p complex; nucleolus; small-subunit processome. The record is from RefSeq and is a predicted model, not a curated record.
GUCGACAUUCUCUCGCUACAUCAUUUAAUCAUGCCGGCGUCACAAUUGAAGAGACUAAAGCAGAGUCUCCGUGAUUCAGGCGUCACAGGACCGCAGAAGUCGAAAAAGCAAAAGAAGCAAAUCGCCUCAUCGAAAGACCAGACUCGCCGUAACGAUCGUGCCGCUGCUCUUCAGAAUAUUAGAGAUUCAUUCAACCCGUUCGAGCUCAAGGCGACCAAUUCUCGCCCCGCCAAAUUCGAACAUGCCUCAGCGAGCAACGGAGCCGGUACAGGAAAAUACAAGGCGGUGCUACAUCGACCUAGGGUGUCGAAGUCUGCGGGGGAGGAAAUGCGCAGGGCGACACUUUUACCAGAACUGAGGAGAAGAAACAAGGUCGGCGGGCUCGUUGAUAGGCGAAUAGGAGAGGGAGAUGUGGACAUGACGCCAGAGGAGAGGGCUGCGGCUCGGUUCGCGAGGGAGCAAGAGCGCAAGUCGAGGGGCAGAAGCAUGUUCGAUCUGGAGGGCAGCGAUGAUGAAGGGGGAGGAUUUCAGCUCACACACGGCGGGAAAGGAGUUCGUGAUCUCGCAGCCGAUGAUUUUGACGUGAGUGUGUCAGGCGGGAGUGACGAUGAGGGUAGCGAGGGAGGCUUAUUCAGAAAGAAGAGACGGCGAAGUGAUGUGGAAGAGGAGGGUGCGGUCGAUGAAGAGGAAGGUGAGCAGGAGACGGAGGAGCCCGAACGCAAGAAGACGAAGAAGGAGGUCAUGGAGGAAAUCAUCGCAAAAUCCAAAAUGCACAAGUACGAGCGACAAAAAGCAAAGGAAGAUGACGAGGACCUGAGAGAAGAGCUGGACAAAGGUUUUGAUGAGAUUUUCAGUCUUCUCAAGGGCGCGAAGAAAGCAGCGCCUCCGCCCAAACAGCCACAACCUGCAGCUGUCACUGAUAGCGGACCUGUCAUCAAUGCAGAUAGACAGCGAUUAUUGGAUGGGAUGGAUCGCGAGAAGGCAGACCGGGAGUACGAUGUCCGCAUGAAGCAACUCGCAAUGGAUGCUAGAGCUAAGCCUUCAGAUAAGACACUGACUGCAGAAGAGAAGGUGCAGAAAGAGGCACAGAGAUUGAAAGAGCUCGAGGAGAAGCGACAGAAGCGUAUGCGUGGCGAGGAUGUCUCCGACGACGAAAGGACGCAUAAGGACACCGAAACACAGUUGGGGGGCGACGAUGAGGAAAUUCCAGAUCAAGCUGCGGAGUUCGGCUUUACCAACAGCCUACCCAACCAAAAGCUGGAACGAGAUGUGCAGCCGGACGAAGACGAAUUUGAGUUUGAUGACGAUUUGGUCGCGAGCGACUCUGAAGCUGAAUUAAGUGAUGAUGAAUCGGAAGCAAGUGACGGCGCUGACGGCGACGCUGCUGUCGAGAAUGAAGAAGAUGAGUUCGUGAAGGAAGUACUUGGACCGGAGGUGUCAACUGGUGCCAACACAAGUACCCUAGGAGAACGAAGAUCUGGUACUGAUGCGUCUGGCCUGUCUUACACAUAUCCCUGUCCUCGAUCACACGCCGAGCUACUGGAUGUUGUGAAAGAUGUGCCGGCAGAGAAAUUGACAACAGUCAUACAACGAGUUCGUGCUCUGUAUCAUCCUUCGUUAUCUGCCGCGAACAAGGAGUCGAUGGCAGAUUUCUCUGCUGCACUGGUAGAGCACUUGGGCUGGAUGGCGGACAAUGCGCAACCAUUGCCCGUGAUCGAGCAGGUCAUGAGACAUCUCCAUUCGCUUUCGCGAACAUAUCCGACAGAAAUCGGGGAGGCAUUCCGGAGAGGACUGGCCGCAUUUCAGCAGCGCGGACAGCCUACGCCUGGAGACUUGGCACAGCUUACCGCAAUCAGCUCAAUAUACCCUACCUCUGACCACUGGCAUCAGAUUGUCACUCCUGCGAUCACAUUGAUGGCUCGUUGGCUGUCCUUGAAUGUGCCAACAGCAUCUAAACCGGCGACUGCGCAAACUCUUAAAACGGGUGCAUUCUUGGUAGCGAUUUGUGCGAAGUACCAGUUGCUUAGUAAACGCUAUAUUCCGGAAGCUGUACGGUUCACCAUACGCGUGUUGGAUGCUGGUACGGGCAAGCAGAGUGCACCGAAGGAGCUGCUCAGGCCGCAUGUCCAGAAUCUCGCAGCGAUGGCUGAUCUCUGGAAGGACAAAUCGGCAUUCAUUGAGAUCUUUUCGCCGGCCUUGCCAAUUCUGAAACGCAUGGGGCAGAAUCCACAGUUCAAAGACCUCAACGCAAAAACGCCACAUCGAAAUAUAUCGAUUCUCAUACAGCAGUCGCGGACCGCGCGGCGACCACUCGAACUUCAUCAUCACCGCCCACAGCCGAUUCGAACAUCGAUACCCAAGUUUGAGGAGAACUUCAAUCCCGACAAGCACUAUGAUCCGGACAGGGAACGCUCGGAAGCCAACAAGCUGCAGAAAGAGUACAAGCGUGAGCGCAAAGGUGCACUUCGUGAGCUUCGCAAGGAUGCGAACUUCGUGGCGAGAGAGCAGCUCAAGGAUAAGAGGGAACGCGACGCCGAGUAUGAGAAGAAAUACAGGAGACUCAUCGCCGAAGUCCAGAAUGAGGAGGGUGCGGCGAGUAAGGAUUAUGAGCGGGCCAAGGCGAAGAGGACGGCGGAGAAGAAGCGGAAUAAGAAGUAGUGACACAGAAUUUUGUAUAGUACAAAUGUAUGCGAGGCAUGGCUUCUUCUGCCCGGUCAUACUUCAGUACCGUCACGUGC